AUGCUGGCGCUGCGGGUUCUGACGGGUCGGUGGGGACGAGGUAGGAACCGGCACCUUUUUGCCUGCUUUGUAGAUUUCAGAAAGGCGUUUGACAUGGUGCCGCGAGAGAAGUUGUGGACGCGUUUGGAGGAGCUGGGAGUCGGGGACCGGAUGCUUCAGUCGGUGCGGAGCAUGUAUUCUAACGUGCGCUGCCGGGUGAGAGGGGCCGGAUGGGUUUCGGAAGAAAGUUUCGAAAGCAGCCGUGGGGUAAAACAGGGGUGCCCGUUGAGUCCCCUUCUGUUCGGUCUAUACAUUGACGGUUUAGAGGAUGUGAUAGGCGGGACAGCAGACAAUCCGGAGCUUAGCGGGGUCGAAGUUCCGUUUUUGGCUUUUGCGGAUGACGUUGUUCUGCUGUCGACGAGUGCGGCGGGGCUGCAGAAAAAGUUGGGGCUUCUGGAAGAGUUCAGUAAAGAGAGUGGGCUCCCGGUAAACCUUCAAAAGACGGAAGUUGUGGUCUUUGGGGGUCAGUUCGCUGUGCAGAAAGUGAGGAACGAGUUUCAGUAUGCGGGAGAGCGGGUUGCAAUUGCGCAGAGCUAUCGCUAUUUGGGGGUGCAAUUUCAUUGCAACGGCAAUUUUCGGGAGGGGGUCCAGGUUCUGGCGGCGGCCGGGCGGAAAGCAGCUUUCGCUCUGGAGCAAAGGUGUGCGGAGUUGGGGGCGCGAAGGAUAAGGACGCGGGUCGGUUUGUUUGACGUGCUCGUAGGGCCGAUUCUGCAGUACGGGGCGGAAGUAUGGGGCCCGGGGUACGGUCCAAGGUGGGGGUGGAACGGGGACGGGGAUUGUGUGGAGAAAGUCCACCGGGCGUUUUUGCGGGGGCUCUUGCGGGUCAAGAAGUCGACUCUGUCCAAGGCGGUUCUAGGCGAGUUCGGCCGGUUCCCUCUGGUUCUGCCUAGAUGGGAGCAGAUCUUUAGAUUUGUUAAUCGAACCGCGAACCUUCCGCAGGAUCGACUAGCUCGGUUGGCCUUAGAGGAAUCCAGGCGCAUGUGGGCGGAUGGAUAG
This is a messenger RNA of Klebsormidium nitens, 1035 nucleotides long. The record is from the annotation of a GenBank genome assembly. Lineage: Eukaryota; Viridiplantae; Streptophyta; Klebsormidiophyceae; Klebsormidiales; Klebsormidiaceae.